This is a messenger RNA of Coccidioides posadasii C735 delta SOWgp, 1029 nucleotides long. RefSeq lists its product as uncharacterized. The record is from RefSeq and is a predicted model, not a curated record. NCBI's taxonomy places the organism in Eukaryota, Fungi, Ascomycota, Eurotiomycetes, Onygenales, Onygenaceae.
AUGGCAGGUGCUUUUGAAGCCGAGACUGCUUUACAUGCAAUCGUCCCAAAUCACGUUCCCAAGCCGACUGCAUGGGGCACGUACAAGACACAGCCUGACAUUCAUUUCUAUCUCUGCGAAUUUGUGGAGAUGUCGGAUCGCCUUCCGAGCUCUCGUCAAUGGGCAGAGGCUACAUCUCAACUUCAUGUCCGAAGCGCCGGGAAGUGUCCCCAAGGAAGAUCCAAAUUCGGUUUCCAUGUUACGACGCAUCUCGCCAACAUUCCUAUUGACAAUUCAUGGCAUGAUUCCUGGGAAUCAUUCUGGGCCUGGCAGAUGAAGUCGUUGCUAAAGCAUGAAGAAAGAAUAAGGGGACCAAAUCAUGAAUUCUCCAGGCUUAAACAAUCCUUCUUUGAUAAGGUUAUUCCGCGCCUGCUUCGACCCUUAGAAGCACGCGGUAGAAGAAUCAAUGCUUGCCUCAUCCAUUCAGACUUAUGGCCUGGAAAUGUUAUGCACAAGGCGGAGGUGAGGGACCUCGUUAUGUUCGAUAGUUGCCCAUACUGGGGGCAUAACGAAGCGGAUCUUGCAGUAUGUCGAAAUCCUCGCUAUCGCCUGGGCAAGGCCUAUGUCGAAGCGUAUAGACGAUGCAUGCCAGAGUUCCCUUCUCACCCUACAGAAGAUUUUGAAGAUCGAAACGCUCUUUACGCCAUGAAGUUCCACAUUCUCCUCUCGAUCCUUUACCCCAGUGACUCACGCUACAGGCGAAUCCUUAUGGACGAAAUGAGACAGCUCGCCGAAAAAUUCCCCACCGGGUACGCCAGCUAUGAAGAAAAAGAGGAGAUCGAAAUCGUCGAGGAACCUAUACUCUUAAGUUAUAUUGAUCCCAUUGCGCAGGAGGAAGAUCGAAAGAGACGAUCCAUGAAGAAACAGCGCGAGUCUGCAGUUGAACGAAGUAUCCCACUAUUGGAGGUAUUACUGUUUGGGAUUCUGGCUAUCUUGAUUGCUUUGCCAUUGGGUUUUGGAUUGUUUCCGCCUGAAAAGCAGCAGGUUUAA